AUGGCUUCUGGCUGCUGGACUUGUAAAGAUCGCAAGGUCCGCUGCGACCUGCGGCAGCCCUCGUGCGCAAACUGCGCUCGGUCGAAGAGAAAAUGCGCUGGAUACGGCAUCAGACUGUCGUGGCCACGGCCAAACGACCGGCGACGCUCCAUGGUUCAUGAGCCAGACAAAUCCUCGCGUGCCAAUCCCGAGAGCGAGAAGGCUCUCCACUUCAUCAAUACAUAUACUUGGCAUGUGGCCAUGUAUGGGUCAUCUUCCGACGGAAGCUAUUCAAAGCUUGUCGCCAAACCCCCUGGCCCUUUGCUGUACUCGCUAUCUUUGAUCAACCGGGAUGAGUCUGUGCUUCUAGACUAUUACAUACGGGCAGACACAAUGGUUCCUGGCGCAGACCCUCCCCGGCCGUUGAUGCAGGUGAUUCUCCAGAUGGCGCUUGCAGACUCUACACAUUCUUCAAAAGCUGUGCUACAGGGUAUCUUGGCGUUGUCGUCGCUUCGCUUGUCAGGAAACUCUGCCGCCUUCGCACACAAGACAAAGGCUAUAUCUGCCCUUGCUCGGUCGUUGAGCCUCGAUAAGACGCGCGAGUUGACAAGCAAAACCGUUGUUGCGAGCAUGCUUCUCUAUCUAUAUGAGACAACCCACCCAAGCUUGACAGGUCCUUCAUGGGCAGUAUACCUCUGUGGCGUCAAGAAGAUUGCUAAAUCCUCCUCCCCCGAGCAGAAUCCCAGCCAUUGUAUGGGUCACGGGCCAUUCUUCAGUUGGCUGCAUUACCAUGAAAUCAUGGGCCACUUCAGCUUGGUUUGGUGGGCACCUCCUGAUCCUCCGCCAAUCUGUUUCGUCGAUGCAGCCGCACUCUUGGGUCUACCUAGGAGUGAAGAGACAGAGAGAAUGCCUUUCCAAAAUGGCCAACUUGAUACUACUUCCGACACAGCCCAACUUUUACACAACGACGAGGGGCCUGUCUGCUCCUUGGUAAUUUUGGACAUCAUCUCGAUGCUAUUUCAUAGCAUCAGCCCAGACGUGGAACAUGCCAUCUCAUCCAAAAAGCGCCAACGCCUACUAGAGGCGGAGAAUACUCUACGCAAAUACUUGUUGGAAUACCCAUCAACCAAGUCCACCUACGAGUCUCGUCAACCCUCAAACACAAGCACUGUCCUCCACUCUAUCGCAGCCCUGGUCUUCCUCAAUCGUGCAGCAUUGGAUUACUCUGGAGAAGAAGCAGCCCACGAGGUUUUAGUGAAACGCGGUCUGGAUAUCCUCGAGACUGUCGAUGUUUCUUAUACCCCGUGGCCCAUCUUUAUUAUAGCCUGCGAGGCACAUCGAGACUCAGCCCGGCUGUUAAUCCUCGAUGUUAUUGCUAGGACAGAGAAGCAUACUGGGAGCCGCCGCUUGACUCUGCUGAGGCAUCUUAUUGAAGGAGCCUGGAACUAUCAUGAUCUGAACCUUGGGCGAGGCUCAGAUUACAGAGUCAUGCUCCAUUCUGUUAUACGGACGGCACCUUACAUGCCGUUUUUUGCAUAG
This is a messenger RNA of Fusarium falciforme, 1518 nucleotides long. RefSeq names its product Zn(2)-C6 fungal-type domain-containing protein. Bases 1 to 1518 code for a protein of 505 amino acids. Gene Ontology annotation, molecular function: transcription cis-regulatory region binding; DNA-binding transcription factor activity, RNA polymerase II-specific; zinc ion binding. Lineage: Eukaryota; Fungi; Ascomycota; Sordariomycetes; Hypocreales; Nectriaceae. The record is from RefSeq and is a predicted model, not a curated record. Gene Ontology annotation, cellular component: nucleus. The transcript is spliced from 5 exons. Gene Ontology annotation, biological process: positive regulation of transcription by RNA polymerase II.